Drosophila gunungcola (fruit fly) is the source of this 8017-nucleotide messenger RNA. RefSeq names its product netrin-B. Gene Ontology annotation, molecular function: protein binding. NCBI's taxonomy places the organism in Eukaryota, Metazoa, Arthropoda, Insecta, Diptera, Drosophilidae. The record is from RefSeq and is a predicted model, not a curated record. Bases 751 to 3168 code for a protein of 805 amino acids. The transcript is spliced from 8 exons.
GCGAGCCAACAACACUUUCGACCGAGCGUUUCCCAGGUGAACAACGUAGAGCGGCGCAAGCGAGCGAUUCGAUUCCGAGGCGAUUUCGAAUUCGGCUCGUACGAAAUUCAGCCGAAGUGUGCGUCGGUUCUUUUUUUUCGAGUGUGACGAGUGUUGUCGAGUGUGGGAGGAGUGGGACGACAGCCUCCGCCGACAGGGAGGUGAAUAUAUCGUUUAGUGCGACAGGACGAGAGAAACGGAACGAAACGAAACGAAUCGGAAACGAAACGAAACGAGACGAGUCGAAACGAAACGAAACGAGAGUCAACAGAAUUUUGAACAAUAAGGACCUUUUUUGGGGGCAAACUGGCGCGAGGACGUCGUUGCGGCGAACAGAACCACGCUGGCCGUUGACCGAGUGGCAACGCAGCCCGAGAAUCGGAUUGGAGAAUUGGAGAAGUGAAGCAGAAGUCACUGAGACAACAGAGAAUCGAAAUCGAAAUCGAAAUCGGAGAAACUGAGAUUUUGGCAGCUGUUGCAUGCUGUGGCAGACUCAGUGACGCCGCGAGUGCCGUCGCCGCGUCUUCCUGUUGUUUUUGUUGUUUGUUUGUUUGGUGACCGCGACUCCGCGCCCCGAUCUUCGCGAGUGUGUGACUGAGACAGAGAGCUAACGAAAAAAAAAUAAAAAAACACAGUUCAUAAAAACAGUGAAACAGAAGGAGUUAGAGAUAGUGGGACUCGAGGAGAACGAGGUAUUUCGCAUUCGAGCCAAUGGUCAGAGCGACAGGGACAGCGAUGGGCCUGCUCCUGCCCCUAAUCCUGGCACUGGCCAUCGGAUCCUUCGCCGUCGCCGCCGGCAUAUCGGCCAACGAUCCGUGCUACUUUGAGGGCAAGCCGCGCAAGUGCCUGCCCAGUUUCGUGAAUGCCGCCUACGGCAAUCCGGUGCAGGCGUCCAGCGUUUGUGGCGCCCAACAGCCGGAGCGGUACUGUGAGCUGCUGCGGGAUGGAAACGCCGGCGAGUGCCGGCCAUGCGAACAGCAGCGGUACGGACCGGCGGCCCUCACCGAUCUGAACAAUCCGAGCAACGUGACCUGCUGGCGCUCGGGAGCGGUGAAUGUGCCCCACGAUCCGGACACCGCGCCGCCGGACAACGUCACCCUGACCCUCUCGCUGGGCAAGAAGUACGAGCUGACCUACAUAUCGCUCUCCUUCUGCCCCCGAUCGCCCCGUCCCGACUCGCUGGCCAUCUUCAAGAGCUCCGACUUUGGCCAGACCUGGCAGCCCUUCCAGUUCUACAGUUCGCAGUGCCAGAAGUUCUACGGUCGCCCCGAUCGGGCCAAGAUCUCCAAGUUCAACGAGCAGGAGGCGCGUUGCAUCAAUUCGCAGCACGACACGGGCGGAGCGGCCCAGCGGUUUGCCUUCAACACGUUGGAAGGUCGUCCCUCGGCCAGUGACCUGGACUCGUCGCUGGUCCUGCAGGAUUGGGUAACGGCCACGGACAUUCGGGUGGUCUUCCAUCGCCUGGAAUUGCCGCCCCAACUGCUGAAGGUGAAAAAUGCGAAUGCCUUCAGUGACGAAAUGGGCGGCAGUCGGGAGGCGGACGAGGAUGAUGAGGCGGAUCUGGAGUUGGAUGGCGAGCAGGACGAGUACGACUACAAUCUGCAGGACAAUGACAGUGCCGACGGGGCCUACGAUGAGUACGAGGAACCCAAGAAGCAUCUGGAACUGGACGACGAUCAUCUGCACUUGGACUAUGCCAGCGAUGGUGAGUCCGUUUCCAAGCGACAGGGCAAACAGAAGGGCAGUGUGUACGAGAAGCACUACCAGAGCAAAAUGGCGGCCACUACGCCUCCGCCAAAGGUCACGGCUCCGGGCAAGACCACGCCCACCACCACAAUGACCUCUGCCUCCGCCGCCGCCGCCGCCGCCGCCGCCCCCGUGAACCUGCCCGUUUCCCAGCACUACGCCGUCUCGGACUUUGCCGUCGGCGGACGUUGCAAGUGCAAUGGCCAUGCCUCUGAAUGUGUGGCCACCGUUGGCUCAGGAUCGUCAUCGCCAUCGACAUCGGGAUCUGGACUGCCUGAUCCAGAUCAGGAUGGCCAGGAUGAGGACACGCCCGCCGCCCCCUCGCUGGCCGCCCACUUUGGACGCAGUACGUCGCAGAUGAGCGCCAAGCUGGCCAUGACCUGCGCCUGCAAGCACAAUACCGCCGGACCCGAAUGCGAACGCUGCAAGCCCUUCUACUUCGACCGCCCCUGGGGCAGGGCCACCGACAACGAUGCCAACGAGUGCAAGAUGUGCCAGUGCAAUGGACACGCCCGUCGCUGCCGCUUCAACCUGGAGUUAUACAAGCUAUCCGGCCGAGUUUCGGGAGGUGUGUGCUACAAUUGCCAACACGAUACUACCGGACGGUACUGCCACUACUGCCGCGAGGGAUACUACCGCGAUGCCACUAAGCCGCCCAAUCAUCGCAAAGUCUGCAAGCGUUGUGACUGUCAUCCGGUGGGUUCGACGGGCAAGACGUGCAAUCACCUGAGUGGCCAGUGUCCUUGCAAGGAGGGCGUCACCGGACUGACCUGCAACCGAUGUGCCCGGGGCUAUCAGCAGACCCGCUCCCAUGUGGCACCCUGCAUCAAAGUGCCCACCAACGCGAACAUGAUCCAGGCCGAGAGUGCUGGCGGCGGUGGAGGAGGCGGCACGGGCGAUUACAAGGACGGCGGCGGCUCACAGGUCGAGGAAAUGAAGAAGUACUGCGGCAAGUGCAAGGCGAGUCCCAAGAAGCUCAAUCUCAACAAGUUUUGCAUGGAAGACUAUGCCAUUUUGGCCAAAGUAAUUGGCCACGAUCGCGCCUCCCAGGACAUCAGCACGGAAAAGUUCUCGAUAGAGCGGCAGAACGAGAUCUACAAGUACGAGAUCAACAUCCAGACGAUCUUCAAGCGGAAUCCCAUGUCGGGCACGACCAGUUCCUUGUUGGGCAGGGGCAACAUGAUGCUGCUGGUGCCGCGCAAGAGCAUCGAGUGCCAGUGUCCCAAAAUAAAGCUAAACAAAUCGUAUCUUAUUCUUGGACGUGAUUCGGAGGCGGCGCCUGGGUAUUUGGCCAUAGGACCCAGCUCCGUGGUCCUGGAAUGGAAGGACGAGUGGUCGCUGCGCAUGAAGCGCUUCCAGCGGCGCGCACGCAAAUGCAGUUGAAUCGAGCCGGAAACGGAAUAUGUCAGAGCGGAUUUCAAUUUCACACACUUGGCUAGGUAUCGGUUUUUGUAUAAAUUGUACAGUUUACUCAAGUUUCUGACCUUCUUCGGCAUCAUGCUAUAAAUUAAUCGAAUCGGAGCAACCCCAAUCCCUUCCCCCCGCCCCGCCCCACUCCAAUCAUCGUCAUCAGCAAUUCCCGACCGGAAGUAACCCCGAAAUAGUAGCGAAGUCCCAUCUAUAUAAUCUCAAUUCUUCCCUAGAUUACCUUCAUCCGGGGCGGUCUCUAGUCUAUAAAGCGCUUUACACAGACCUAAAAACAAACAUUCGGAAAACAAGACAACACUGCGUAUUAUCCCCUUUUGAGAAACACCAAAUGCUAAUUACAGUUACGUGCCAAUGGAUGGGCGUUGUGCUGGCCAUAAAAACCAGUUAUAAAUUGAAAAUAAAAGCGAAAAAGAGCCGAAACAUCGAGUGAAAAUGUCGCUGGUCGCAAUUCUAGACAGGCGAACAAAUGCAAAUUUUGGGUGGCAAUGGGGCAGUAUAUAGAAAAAAAAAAAAAACACGUUGACACAUAAGUGCAGUCAUAAACCAACAACACGAACCUCCACCAGAUGGCAGAUGACCAUUCAUCAGGGUCACUCAAUAGAAGCUACUAAAUAAAUACAGGAUUUUUUUGUUAUAUUUCGAUUUUCGAUUCCGAGAAGUCACUCAAUUAUUUUCUUGAUUCAGUUUUGGUAGUUUCCAUUAAAAUCUGGCAUUAAAUUUCUACUAAAUUAUAGAGUUAAAACAAAAAAUGACCGUGAAAAAAAACUGAAAUUUUAUAAGACCGAUAAAAGUGAAACAAAUGGAUUUAUUUCCAUACUAAUCGCCGAAAAAACCAAAUCAAAACUGUUUUAAAAGGAAAACUUAAGGCAACAAUUAGUGUUUAUUGUCUUUCUGUCCCAAUGACACUAUUUAUUUGUAUUGAAAAUUAGUAAUCAUUGUGUGUUUUUUCCAAUGUCAAUGUUUAUUGAUAUAGUAUCUUAUUUGCUAAGCAUAACCCUGAUAGUGCUUAUAUAGCAAACUUUUCUAACCCUCGUGUUCCCAUUUUUACCAUCUGUAUCGUAAUCAAAUUCAAUUUCCAAUUUCCAAUAUUUGCUAAAUUCCUGUUUAAACAUUUACCAUUUGUUGCUGGUCCAACAAUUUUUGCUUGCACUACUUUACUUUUACGAGGGUAUUUUAAAUUUGACCAUCUGUCUGCUUCAAUUGCAUUACAAAGUAUUUCUACCAUUCUUUUGGUUUAAUAUAUUGUUUUAAAUUUAUUGAAAUCGGAGAUAAAUAUUCAAUACAAACUUGUUAUUGACCCAAUUGCAAGUGUAAUUAAACUACGGCUUACUAAAGUUUCAUAUUUAUCUUCCUUAUUUUAAUUUCAGGUAUUAUUUUUGUGUAUUUUUGUGCAACAGAAAAACGUUUCUCAAGAAUUUAUGCAAACAGUGUUUUGGCCGAUAAUUAUGCACAUGUUUAUUGACAAUAUGCUAGUUGAUUUUUCACGCGCUUUUGCAUACCAAUUUGUUUGAUGAAUGCAUCAAUAAAAAACCAAGGCAGCAACAGCGGCAAAACACGCAUUUAAAAUGCAUUUAUUUGAAUUUAAUUUUCAAUUUGAAUUAUGCAUGCAAAUUGGUAGCGCAUCGAUUCUGGCUCACCAUCUCGCUUGCUCGCACUCAGUCUGUUUAUUUUUCUGUUUCUGUCUGAAAUCGAAUCGAAGGCGUCAAGAGUGAGAUGAUGGAAGGUGUUAAGGGAUCGGUGUGGGGACCGGUUGUAACUGGUUUUUGGAGCAUGUUUAGGCCACGCAACACUUGAAACUCAUCCCGGGUAGCCCCUCAGUACAGUGAAACCAACCCCAAGACGAAUGUUUCAGUUUGAAAGUGUGGGAAAUGAAUACAUCUAUAAUCUUUCACUUUACGAAUAAAAUAUUGUUUGUGGCAUAAUUAAAUUGAAAUACAAGUCCUUAAAAUACAUGUUUUAUAAAUGUUGAAAACAUUUUUUCCUACAUUUGAUUAUUUAGCUUGUGUUUUUCAUUAUAAAAUUGUGGUAAAAAUUAUUAUAAAUAACUAGUGGUCUGUUUUUUUGGGUAAUCAGAGCUUUUUCUUUAGUUAGUGCUCACUGUAUUGCCCGACAAGCAUCACAUGCUUAAGCCAACAAAGCACCAGACAACAAAAAAACACGUAAUACAAAUUAAACAGUCGAAACAAACAAACAAAGCUUCGGGGCUGUACAUUUUACAAAUUAAAAUCUUAAUCUGUAUUCAAGAUUAUUUUAAAUUGGUCUUUUAUUAUAAAUUUUAAUGCAAAUGCAAUAGAAAAUUUCUUUUAAUUUGACCAUUGAUGGCACAUCCAAAAUCAACACUUUUUUGUCCGUGUACAGUACAAAUGAACUUCGUGGGCUGAGCCACUGAUAUGCAUGCCCCCCCACAAAAACCGGCGAACCACCGACGAUUGCAGUUACAUUUUUUCGAUGUUGCUGCGGAUUAAACAUGUUUCGGGCUCAAAAUGUAACAUGAUAUAUGACAGCCAAGUGUCGAACUUGAUAAAUGUUUUAAUGAAUUUAUUUUCGUGUUUAUGUGCUGCCUGCCUGCUAGUGACUGAAUCGAGAUCUUUGGCUGACUUUGGUUGGGUUCGACGGCUGCCACGACACCUACUCUCUGGGUCUUUUGUGGCCGUCCGAUUCUGAUGUGUUGUAUAUCCCCACAUUGCCAUUCCCAUUCCCAUUCCCAUCCACAUUCACAUCCACAACCACAUCCACUCACAAGUUAUUCAGGUCCGAGACCGUGACCAUGAUGUAUGAUAAAUCAAAAUGGGGGCAACAUAUGCAGGGACAGUCCACAGUUGGACAGUUAACAUGCUGCGGCAUUUAAGCCGAGAUUUGUGUUCGCAUUCACUCUCCGCCCAGGGACGCAUAAUUAGCUCUUGCUCUGACUCUGCAUCUGACUGUGACUCUGGCCAUGUCAUAUGGAUCUGGAUCUGGAUCCGUAUCUGUUUCUGUUUCAGUUUCCCGCUGGCCAACGUGGCGUAUGAGUCAUGAACACACGUGUGCCCACCGACAAACACACACAUGGACAAUCAUUCGGAAAAAUGUCCUGCAGCAAGAUAAAUGCAAAAUUGUCAACUGUUAACUGUAUACAUUUAUUCACAUUUUUGAUCACAAUACUGCACUGCAGCGGGGAUAUUAACUGUUGAAAUGGUUUGGUAGGCAAAAGUCAGUUAACCGAUAAGUUCUUUACCAGCAGCAAUGAUCCAUUCAAUUUACAUUUACAUUUUUAAAAAUAAAAUAAAAGCAAACCAUAUCUAACUAUGCAAAAUUCUUGUUGCUUAAUUCAUCAAUUAACUGAGUACAUUUGUUGACAACACUAUAUAUUUUCUCAAAGAUAAAAACAACCUUUACUUGUAAUUAAAUUCGAAUAUUUUAUUUUUUUGAUAUCUGCUCACAUAAAUAUUUUGUUGACUUCAAUUUUCGAUCUUAUUAGAGCUGAUUUCAUCCCUCAUCAUUUUGGAUCAACCCCUUUUUUACCUGAAACUCUUUGGGAGUUAACAUUAAAUAAAUACUGGAAAAAGUAUUAAACAACAGAACAAAAAAAGGGGAAAUGAAAUGAGAAAUUCAAUUGUGGCCUCGGUCUGGUCUCGUCGACUGUGGCCGGCUUCAUGCCUUCAUGCAUAUUUAAAUGAGAUUUUGCGUUAACUGAAUUUUUCAGCGGCAUUCUCCAGCGGAGGCGGGGGCGGUUUCGGGGGCGUGGCCAGUCGCAUAUGUAGGCGAGCGAGCGGCCCUGAACAAAAAUAAAAAAACAUAUUAAUUUAUAUAAUGUACGUGUACGCACAGAGAUAUAAAACAUUCAUAUAGAUUUAAAUAAAUUGGGUUCUUCUCAUUUCUUUUUUUUUCCUUUUUUGUUGUUGGUUUUUUUCGCAAUUUUUGUCGUUCAUUUAACGCACAAUGGGGUGGAGGCGUGGCAACAGGCGUGUUGUCGCAUAUGUAUUUUAAAUAGGAUGCAGGCCCCAUUAGCAUAUAAAUUGACGCAGCGACAGUUGAGUGGAUAAAAAAUCUCUUAACCGCUUCGAGAGGCUUUACAAAAAAAAAAAAAAAAUGGAAAGGAUGGCCCGUAACUGUUAACUAGCAUUUGGUUAAAAAAAAAUAAAAAAAAACUAAUUGAAAUGCCCACCAAACAUCACAGAAAAAACCCCCAUUCGUACCACAAAAACAGCACCAAGCUACCAAAUUGACUUCCGUUUCCGCUAAUUCAAAAACAAAAUGAAAUUUCUUCGAAAGAAUGAACAAGUACUUAAAGAGAGAUGCAAACAUAACCAAAUUAGUCAUUAGUUGAUAUGUCAAGCCGUUUAUUUAUUUACACCUUUUUUUCCUAAUCUUAAUUAUAAAUUAAUACACUUCAACUGAGUAUAAUUAUAACGAAUACACAUGGAGGGGAAGCCAGAGAGCUAAAAUGUAUUUAUAUGUUAUGGGAAACGAAAUGCAAAGUUUUGGCCAUCCAAAAUUCUUUCUUUCCUGUAGUUCACUUCCCUAUUUGGUUUGCAAAUGCAUUAAGCAUGGCCUACUAAUCACAUAUCCUUCAACCACACACAUAUAAACACGAUUAAUUAUUAAAUAAUGUUUUUUUUUGUCAGACUAAUAUGAAUAUCAUGCGUGUGUGUCCAAAACGAAUUAUUCAUAUGGUAAGCUAAAAAAAUGAAUACUUAAAACGCAUAAAUACGAAUAAAACAUAAAUAUAAUCAAAAAACAAAAAAAAAAAAACACAAAAGAAAGCAAUUUUUUUUAUCUUAGAUUUUUUGUAAAUACUCAAAAAUCGUAACGAGUGGAGAAGAAA